This is a messenger RNA of Arvicanthis niloticus (Nile rat), 6899 nucleotides long. The record is from RefSeq and is a predicted model, not a curated record. NCBI's taxonomy places the organism in Eukaryota, Metazoa, Chordata, Mammalia, Rodentia, Muridae.
GUCAUUGAAGGGCAGAUCUUGGUGAUGUGACAUUUUUGCUGCUUUGUGUCUGUGUUCAGGGGUUACUGAACUAACUAACUCCAAGCUGGUGUGUACAGUGUCUGAGCAGCUACCAGCCCAAAAGCUGGAGUCACCAUGGCGGCAGGAGUCGCAGCCUGGCUGCCUUUUGCCCGGGCUGCAGCCAUUGGAUGGAUGCCAGUGGCUAACUGUCCCAUGCCCCUAGCUCCAGCUGACAAGAACAAGCGGCAAGAUGAGCUGAUCGUCCUCAACGUGAGUGGGCGACGGUUCCAGACCUGGAGGACCACUCUGGAGCGCUAUCCUGACACCCUGCUGGGUAGCACAGAAAAGGAGUUCUUCUUCAACGAGGAUACCAAGGAGUACUUCUUUGACCGUGACCCGGAAGUGUUCCGUUGUGUGCUCAACUUCUACCGCACUGGGAAGCUGCACUACCCACGUUAUGAAUGCAUCUCUGCUUAUGACGAUGAGCUGGCCUUCUAUGGCAUCCUCCCUGAGAUCAUCGGAGACUGCUGCUAUGAGGAAUACAAGGACCGCAAGCGGGAGAAUGCAGAGCGGCUCAUGGAUGACAAUGACUCUGAGAACAACCAAGAGUCCAUGCCCUCGCUCAGCUUCCGCCAGACAAUGUGGCGGGCCUUCGAGAACCCACACACCAGCACCCUGGCACUGGUCUUCUACUAUGUGACUGGCUUCUUCAUUGCCGUUUCAGUCAUCACCAAUGUAGUGGAGACGGUGCCCUGCGGCACAGUGCCUGGGAGCAAGGAGCUGCCUUGUGGAGAGCGCUACUCAGUGGCUUUCUUUUGCCUGGACACCGCUUGUGUCAUGAUCUUCACAGUGGAAUACCUGCUCCGACUCUUCGCGGCACCCAGCAGAUACCGCUUCAUCCGCAGUGUGAUGAGCAUUAUCGAUGUUGUGGCCAUCAUGCCCUAUUACAUUGGCCUGGUCAUGACCAACAAUGAGGACGUGUCCGGGGCAUUUGUCACACUCCGGGUCUUCCGCGUCUUCAGGAUCUUCAAGUUUUCACGACAUUCCCAGGGCCUACGGAUCCUGGGCUACACCCUGAAGAGCUGUGCCUCAGAACUGGGCUUUCUUCUCUUCUCCCUUACCAUGGCCAUCAUCAUCUUUGCCACUGUGAUGUUUUAUGCUGAGAAGGGUUCCUCUGCCAGCAAGUUCACAAGCAUCCCUGCGUCUUUCUGGUACACCAUAGUCACCAUGACAACACUGGGAUAUGGAGACAUGGUGCCUAAGACAAUCGCAGGGAAGAUAUUUGGUUCCAUCUGCUCCCUGAGUGGUGUCCUGGUCAUCGCUCUGCCAGUCCCCGUGAUAGUCUCCAACUUUAGCAGGAUCUACCACCAGAACCAGCGAGCAGAUAAACGCAGGGCACAAAAGAAGGCCCGCCUUGCCAGGAUCCGUGUGGCCAAAACAGGAAGCUCCAAUGCCUACCUGCACAGCAAGCGCAAUGGGCUCCUCAAUGAAGCCCUGGAGCUGACGGGCACCCCAGAAGAGGAGCACAUGGGCAAGACCACCUCACUCAUUGAGAGCCAGCACCACCACCUGCUACACUGCUUAGAAAAGACCACUGGGUUAUCCUAUCUUGUGGAUGAUCCCCUGUUAUCUGUACGAACCUCCACCAUCAAGAACCACGAGUUUAUUGAUGAGCAGAUGUUUGAGCAGAACUGCAUGGAGAGCUCAAUGCAGAACUACCCCUCUACCAGAAGUCCUUCUCUGUCCAGCCACUCGGGUCUCACCACCACCUGCUGCUCCCGCCGUAGCAAGAAGAGCACACACCUGCCCAACUCUAACCUGCCAGCCACCCGCCUGCGCAGCAUGCAAGAGCUGAGCACCAUCCACAUCCAGGGCAGUGAGCAGCCCUCCCUCACCACCAGUCGCUCCAGCCUUAAUUUGAAAGCAGACGACGGACUGAGACCCAACUGCAAAACAUCCCAGAUUACCACAGCCAUCAUCAGCAUCCCCACCCCCCCAGCUCUAACCCCAGAGGGUGAAAGUCGGCCACCCCCUGCCAGCCCAGGCCCCAACACGAACAUUCCUUCCAUAACCAGCAAUGUUGUCAAGGUCUCUGCCUUGUAAAAACACUGGACAGAGGGCCUGAGGGGGUAGUGGGGAGUAAAGGGGGCUGGCAUGUUGGUGGGUGGCCACUGGGACCACUCCCUCCCACUAUUUCUGGCCGCCCCGUUGCACCCCUAGCACUGAGACUUGUGGCUGGAAGGGAAAGGAAGCAGCAAAGGGUAUCCAAGGAUGCUGCUGCUGGUGUGGACACAGCCCUGUGACACUGCAUCUUACUGGGGCCAGAGGAAGGGAGGGGGUGGGUAGGGGAUUGGCCAUUAGGGGGUGCAGGCUGCUUGCCUGGACAGGGCCUGGUAGGGGUAUCUCAGACCAAACAACAGUUGUUUCUGGAGACCCCAGUGAGGAAAACACAAGACCAAGAGCAGCCCAGAGGCCGAGUCGUCACAUGCAAACAGGAAGAAAAUAUAACACUGUGUAUUUAAGCACCUUUUUCAAGGAUCUUAAUGGAUAAUAUUUAUUCAUGGGAAAAGGUGGAAAACAAAAACCAUCAAUGGAUUUUUGUGAAAUGUUUUUCUCCAUGGACCCAACACCUUUAAACCAAAACAAAGUGUUUUGUGAGGUUGGUUUUUACUUUUCUUCUUUUAUAGCAAAAGCUUUUAGGCUCAAAGUCAGUUACUGCUGAGUUCUCUCCCCAUUCCCUGGAUGAGUGAGGUCACCUUAGCCGGGCCCUCACUGCCCAGCUAACCUGAACAGAACUGUCAGGCAAGCACACAGCAAACCUUCUACUCCGUUGGUCCGUCUCCUUUGUCUCUGUACCUAUCUGCUUCACCUUGGCUGUUUCUGUGUCCAACCAUCUGUCUCACCAUGACAGUAAAUCCUCUGUCACUGCCAAGUACUGCAGAUUUGUGCCUGGAGCCAGGCCGAGUGAAUGCAAAUACAGAAAAGAAGGGAAGCCUAGUGGGCUGAGUUUAAGGGUGAGGUAAGUCUCUAUUAUAAACAGAGGUGCUUCCCAUUUGAUUGGAACCACUUCUCUUUGCAGUUUGGGUGGGGUUGGUGGUCACAUUUACCACACUGGGUCCUCGAAAAUGGAAUCAGCAACCUCAGAAAGCAGCUGUUUCUGCUAUGUCCCAGUGAAGACAGAAGCACCAGGAAGCUGCCACAGCUCUGGAGCACCUUGCUAUGUACCCUCCUGUAGAAUCCACUGUGAAGCCCAUGCUCCAUGAGCAUCUUCAAGCGAGGAGGAUGGGAGGAAAGCCUGCCUUACCACCCAAGGCAGUUCCUACACAGAAGCUGUAAAGGUUAAGCCUGUGUGCCUCAUGAAGGAUGUUACAGAGUAACAAAGCAAGCAAGAGGCUCUAGACGAUUAUUGCCUGGUCUGGAAGAUGCCUUGAGGUCUGAAUCAUCUUCAGCCCUCAUCUCUGAAGAUAGCUGAUGUGUGGGACCACUGAUGACCUCCACACAAAUGAGGGAGUGGAGAUUACUUCUUGAAAAUGUAGAUAUGUUUGUUCAAGUUAUUUACACAGUAGUGGGCCUGGGAACAGUGUUUCUGGAAUCUUCCUAAUCAUUUUCGCCACUUAACAGCAGAGCAAGUGAGCCUCAGGGUUAGUGACAAGAGCCCUUUCCUGCCCUCCUCACCCCCUAAAUACUGGACUGCAGUCUCUGAAGUCUGGGAUCUGAGGCACAUGAGCCGCUUAAGAAUUUGUAUCCAUUCUACAGCUCAGUUUAAAAUAAACAAGCUGUUAAUUUGCAUGUCAAUAUCCCUCUGCCCACUACAACCAUCUAGGUGAGUUUUAACUAGCCAGCGACCUGAAAGCGCUCAUGGGGUUUCCUGGUUCCAGCUCCAGUGACCCUGUAGGCAGAGGAGCCCAGGUGUUUUGAGGUGGUACCAAACCAGCAAGUGAAUAGAAGGAUGGAAGAAAGGGGCCUUCCUUCCAUGUUUGUUUCCCUGUCUUCAUCCUCAGUGGCCCCUGACAGUCCUUUCUUCUAGAUCUGGCCUCAGGAUUUUCCCUUAUCAUAGGAAUGGAAUGGUUCUUCCAAUCUAGUAACUUCAAACAUAUAUUUGAUCAGCCAAGGCAUAGAGCCAAGCUAGACCCAAUUUAGCUGGUAGGCCAAGAAGUAGAAAAGGAUCUUUCUUUUGAAAGAAUGGAUCAUGAAACAAAGGAAUAUCUAGGUGCAUGAUGAAUCCUAAGAACUGAGUGGGAUACAGAUGGAGUUUAAAAGGAACACUUGAAUUCUCAUACAAACCACCAUUCUAUUUCAGAACAAGUCAUUAGAGAGUUAGAAUGACUGCUUCAACCAAGGAUUUCCACGUCACUUGGACAGUGCACCAACACAGCAUAUUAUGGUUCUCAUGAAAAGAAAUAUACUUUAAAAGCUGCCUCCCCCAUAAAUUUCAUUUUUAUUGACUUCAGUGAACUGAAUGCUUGUGUUGUUUCUAUUUUAUUCCCAAAGUCCAUAUCAUGCCAGUUCCUAAUCAUUAGACUGUCUGCAUUUUCAUGUCCCCAUUUUAGUCUUGGUAAGAGAUAAGGAUCCCAACUCACCAGUGCUCAAAGAUACCAACCCAAGAAAACAGCUCACAGCCAUAUCUGCUAAAGGGUAUUCAUAGGGAAGCACAGAACAAACGCUGGAUCACCUUAGUAAACCUGAUUCAUCAGCUAGGGAGUGAACAACCAGGAUGUCAGAUUCUUCUGGAGACCAAUAGCUCUCUGGUGCAAUGACUCAUGGUGCACACACCAUGUUAGGGGAUCAGUAAGUUCCCCACUCCACCACUCCAUUCAACCUUACUCAACACUGGGGAGAAUGUACCAAAAGGGCAAAAAAAUAAGACUAAGACUACACCCAAAUAAUAAAUGGAAAUAACUUGGAAACUAUAUUGAGUGUACCAGAGAAGAUUAAAGACUAUCUAAUUCAUUUUACGGUGUAGAAAGCUGGUGGGGGCAGAGAACUUGACUCCGUCAAGGCAAUGCAGUCGUUUAAGGACAGAAUAGGGACCAGAGCACAAGACUCUUGGCUACUAGUCUAAUGUGGUUUUGGUAUUUUUGGUUUUGGUUUGAUCUUGUUUUGGGGCUUUUCAUCACACCUUUUGCCUCACAGAGUUACUAUGUUGGAGAAGAAACAUCAAAGACGCCAUGUCAUAAGGAGACACUCGUGUGUAAAUGUCAACGUAACUUGAUAUAGCUCUUGGAAAUCAUUUGACUGUACUAAUUCAAAUUACAAACUUUGAAGCCACCGUUUCUUGUGCAGAGCCAGCUGUGGGUGAUCAAUUCUGUUAGAAAUAGACAGGGGAAUAAACAAGGGAAUGCCCAAGAUUUUUCAGGCAAAUGUUUGACUUUCUCAGUGAGGAGGAGGCUUGGACAAUGACAUUUCAAAACAUACUAUGGCUUCUCACUACCAUCUGUUAAGGUAGUCACCUUAGUAAAUUUUUGACUCAGAAGAAAUGGGCACAAAGAAGCUGGAUGCCUCACUCACUCAAGGUUUCAUGGCAAGUGAAUGGAAGAAUUAUGAUUUGAUCCAGGACUUAGCAUGUCCUGGAAGUGUCUUCUAUAUCCUGCUCCAUGGCGUGAAGGCUUGCUCAUAUUUUUAAAGCUGGAUUUCCAAGAGUGUUGAUUAGCGGAAGGAAGCACUCCUGCAGUAGAACCUCCUGAAACAGACCAUUAUUUCUUCCUCAUUCCCAUUUCUCCUAACUAGUCUCAAGCUCAGGACUAACUGUACAGAACCUCUUUCGAAAGACCAGUAGGUAGCCUCAACAGUUGAACAUUAUUAGUUUAUGACCACAUAAUUUGAACAGAUGUUAAGGAAGUGGUAAAUAAUGAUCUGUGGUUGACACAAGUCACAUGCAGGGCUGCUGAGGAUUUGAUAAAGUUGUUUUGAUUUCUCUGCAGUUCAGGAUCAUGUCAUUUUCAGGUAGGGAAAGUACCUGGGAGCAUUAUAUACCUAGAUCAUUAUCCUUGUUUUAAAAAUAGCAGUAGUGACUGAAAUUGAGCUAGCAUUAGAUUUGAAAUUGUUAAUGGAUUCUAGUGAUUCAGGCUCCCUCACUUCAAUUACUAGGUAACUAAGUAAGGCAGAAGGAUCCCAAUACUUUUCAUUUGAAGUCAUACUUUCCCUUUCAUGCUAGUUAGCAUGGUAACCACCAUAAGAGGAACAGGAGAAACUUUUAUUUUUCCUCUGAUUUCCUAAUGAAUUCUCAUUACUUGCAAAGCUUUAAAAUGAUAGGAUAAAGGAAAAACAUUGUCACGACCCAUGGCACUUGGAGCCCAAACAGCAUCAUGAAAAGCAUUAGAACCAAGGGAAAGUGGCUUUGAAAAACGAAAUGGUUUUUUAAAGGGGUUCCUUAUGGGUCUUGUUUUUUAUUCAGGAUAUUCUACGUUUUCUCAUCAAAUGUUGGAAUGACAUCUAUCUUAACAGGUUAUUUAAACUAUCUGGCUGAUGACAUGUUAGCCAGUGCAGGGCACAGACCCCAAGUCCUAGGGGACUCCUUGGACCAAUGGACUAUUUUACAAACCAGGGAGGUGGGAGGGAUGGUAUAUUUUUGAUAACCAGACAUUCCAAUGUUUUCCUUAGAGGUCAUGCACUCCCAUUAAUGUUUUUGUGGAAAACAUCAAGUGUGUUCUUUUCUAUUUUCGUAUAAUUUAUUGGGCUUUGCUUACCAACAUCACAAUGGCAAAGAAAUACACUGUAUAAAACUGCAGGAAGACAAAUGUGAAAACUUUCUGUGGGGAAAAAAAACUCUUAAGUUUCUUGUCUUCUUUUUAAAACUGUAGUGCAAAUGUUAUAACAUGUAUAUCAUUUACAGUAUUGAGUCCUGUGCCACUGCUGUACCUGAUGUAUCCAAUCUGGAUUAAACAAACUAUGUGCCACAA